GCGGGUCGAGAUGGCGGCGGGCGGCGAUGGCGGGCGCCGUGCGCUAUUUCUGCACGGCGGGCCGAGGCCUGGAGCCCUUCGUGGCGCAGGAAGUGCGGGCGCGGCUCGGCGCUACGGAGGUGGACUACGUUUCAGGAAAGGUGUUCUUCACCGCAGAGGUGGAGCUGAGCGACCUGAAGAAACUGAAGUCUGGAGAGAGGUUAUUUUUGCUGCUGAAGAAACGUGCCCCACUCCCUGUCUCUAGAAAUAAAGGGAAAGUGUUGCAUGAAAUUAAAAAACUUAUUGUUGAGGAACCAAGAUACUGGCUUGAUAUUAUCUCUGUUUGGAAAAAACUUCAUGGACAGAAGGGGAAAAAAGAUCACGUCUCUCAAGAAAAUCCCUUGCCUCUCAAGAGAAGAUCUGAAGAAGAGCUGAAUAUUGCAACUAAAAGACAGAAGACGGAGAUUGUUUCCGAGGAAUGUCAAACAGAAGCUGAAGAGAGCUGUGUGGUAACAGAGAGAAUUGGCGAUCAGGACUUUUGGGCUGAAAGCAAGACUUCUGUAGAAGACCCUUCCAAAAGUAGUGAAGAGAAAGCCAUUGAAAAUGAGAAGCCUAGCUUCAGCUUCAGAGUUUCUUGUCGCUGUAGUGGAGCAAUUGCCAAAAUAUUUACUUCACAGGUGAUUGGAAGAGCAAUUGGCGUAGCACUCAUGAAGCAGUUUGGAUGGAGGGCUGAUUUACGGAAUCCGGAUCUAGAGAUUGGUGUACAUCUAAAUGACAUUCACUCUGUUGUGGGGAUUCCUCUUUUCAGGCUUCCACUGGCAAACAGGGAGUAUAUCCAAACAGCGGGACUGCGAUCAACGAUUGCGUGGGCCAUGGCAUCUCUGGCUGAAAUCAGUGCUGGUGCCUUUGUACUGGAUCCCAUGUGUGGGUUAGGAACAAUACUGUUGGAAGCUGCGAAAGAGUGGCCUGAAGCCUGUUACUGGGGUACUGAUAUAAGUGAUUCACAGUUAGAGGGUGCAUAUGUGAAUAUUAGGACUGCAGGCUUGACAGAUAAGAUUGCAUUACUUAAAGCUUCCGUGAAAGCAUUGCCAUUGUCUUCAGAAAGCUUUGAUGCUGUGAUUUCGGAUAUUCCAUUUGGGAAGAAGUUCAAGAUCACAAAAGACAUACCACUCCUGCCGGAUAUUCUCCAGGAGAUGGAGAGAGUACUUCGUGUUGGAGGGACUAUUGUAUUGCUGCUGAGUCAAGAUCUCCGUAAGCAUGUGGAUGGCAUUAUGAAGCGUAUUGAAAAUGAUGAGUCUCCUAAAGCUGUUCCUGAUGGUGCAAGUGAAACCACUGCUGAGAAAGUUGUGAAUAUUGAUGAGAAUUCUUCCUCCGUGGUGAAUGGCGUUGAAGAACCCUUUCUUAACAGCGGACAGAUGUGUUUUGGGUCUCUGGUGCCAGAUGGCAUCUAUGGGGUUAGCCUGGGAAAGACGGACGCUUUCAUAUACAAAUACAAGAAGAUCUCUACUGUUGGGAAUCAUUAGCUUUCUUGUGCUGUGCCUCAGUGAACUUGAAUCUUGAUACACUUUAAAGCAGCAUGGUGGUGAACCAGUGGAACUCUGCUAAUCUGAGGCCUGUGCUAUUUGUUAGUUCACCUUAUUAUACUUGGAUGUGAUAAGGUAUUGGUUUCUCCUCCCCUCAGUAUUUGGGAGAGGUAGAAGGUACCUGCUAGUGUUUUGAAUGCUUUUGUUGUAAAAUACUGUAACGAGGCAGAGUCCUCAAAUCCUUGUUCAAGUAAAACUCCUCACUAUCAGGAGGAGUGUCUUUGAGAGAAGGAUUGUUUGCAGCAGUGUUUGUUUUUCUGUUGUUGUUUUUAAUUAGUAAUAUUAAAGUAAUAACUUUAGCAAUAUUUUUAGGAAGCCCUUCUUGUCUGAAGAUGUCUCUAGCUCUUCAUGAGGGCUGGAUGUCUGCUCUACUUCUGUGUGCAUUGCAGUCUUAUAUUUUAAAGCUAGUUUGUGUUUGAAAUGUCACUAUCAGAUCUAUUGGAGUGGCAAAUAAAUUAUUUUCUAUAUCA
Messenger RNA from Rhea pennata, 2032 nucleotides. It is a transcript of the gene THUMPD2, whose product is annotated as THUMP domain containing 2. The record is from RefSeq and is a predicted model, not a curated record. NCBI's taxonomy places the organism in Eukaryota, Metazoa, Chordata, Aves, Rheiformes, Rheidae. The transcript is spliced from 10 exons. Gene Ontology annotation, molecular function: tRNA (guanine) methyltransferase activity; RNA binding. Gene Ontology annotation, biological process: tRNA methylation. Bases 27 to 1502 code for a protein of 491 amino acids.